GUGAUAAGAGGUAGGACCUCGCGUCUUGAGCGCCGAGGCUUCUUUUGUUCACGUCAACUUCCACCUUAACCAUCUCUCCCAAACCACACUCCACCACCAUGUCCAAGUCCGUACUCAUUACCGGCUGCUCAAAAGGCGGCAUAGGCCAUGCACUGGCCCGCGAAUUCAAGAAGCACGGCCUGCGCGUCUUUGCCACUGCCCGCAAAGCCGAAACCAUUUCCGACCUCGCCGAUCAAGGAAUUGAGACGCUGUCUCUGGAAGUCACAGAUCAAGACUCAAUCGACGCUCUGAAGCAUGAAGUUGAGAGCCGUACUGGAGGCCGACUGGACUACUUGGUCAACAAUGCUGGACUGAACUGUACUGUUCCCGCGCUGGAUGUCGAGCUCAAAGACAUUCGAUUGACCUUCGAGACGAAUCUCUUCGCCGUCAUUCGCAUGUGCCAGGCAUUCGCUCCACUUCUGAUCAACGCCAAAGGGGCCAUUGUACAAAUUGGCUCGAUUGCCGGUAUCAUGCCAUACGUCUUCGGCAGUGUCUACAAUGCUAGCAAAGCCGCUCUGCAUUCUUACUCAAACACUUUGAGAGUCGAGCUAGAGCCUUUCGACGUCCGCGUUGUCACUGUUGUUACUGGAGGUGUCAAAUCCAACAUUGCCAGAACACAUCGAACCUUGCCAGAAGAUUCCAUAUAUCUGCCACUAGCAAAAGAGUACAACGAGCGCCUAGUACACAGCCAGUCACAAGGCGUGCCAAACGAAGACUACGCGAGGCGUGUAGUAUAUCAACUCAUCAACAAACCCAAGAGAGACCACAUCUGGGAGGGUGGAAAGUCAUGGCUCAUAUGGUGGGUGUCAAACUUCUUGCCGAGAAGAGUGAUGGACCUCGUCAUGAGCAGAAUGUUCAAGUUGUGGAAGUUGAGGGGCACGUAUCAGAAGAAGAUCGCCUGACGGCGACUUUCAGCACAUUUAGAGCGUCUGUAUGGGGCUCUUGAUUAAAGUAGUAGAGGAAAAUGGCGACUGUACUAGGGUUUAAUCUAUCGUUGUUCAUUCAUGUUCAUCCUUUCAAUCUAGACAUUAUCAUUUCCACGCCGUUUCGUGGCCUCAAUUUGGGUAUCCCGACGCCUUCGCUAAAUUCACAAAAAGCAAUCGUGCC
This is a messenger RNA of Cercospora beticola, 1146 nucleotides long. RefSeq names its product SDR family oxidoreductase. Gene Ontology annotation, cellular component: endoplasmic reticulum; lipid droplet. Gene Ontology annotation, biological process: phosphatidic acid biosynthetic process; triglyceride catabolic process. Lineage: Eukaryota; Fungi; Ascomycota; Dothideomycetes; Mycosphaerellales; Mycosphaerellaceae. The record is from RefSeq and is a predicted model, not a curated record. Gene Ontology annotation, molecular function: acylglycerone-phosphate reductase (NADP+) activity; triacylglycerol lipase activity.